AUACAAAUUUUCCAAAUGCCCUUUUUUGUUUUUGAGAUAUUCAACGUUAUUCGAAAAAUUUUCCAAAUAAAAAUCAAACGCUUAAUGCAUAGUGCGCUCACUGAUAGUACCACUUGACAGUUCUUUGGUUGCGAAGUCUUGGUAGUUCUGUCCGGACAGUCGUACUGAAAAGACCAGUCGCAAGUCCAAAAAAUUAAGCGGAGUGCAGAAAGUUGUUAUAAGAUGAAUAUUUCGUCAACGGAAUUUUAUGCUAAAGUGGAAGAUGAAAAAAGGGAGCAGUAUAUUGUUCCCGUGAAAAAUAUUAAAAAAUUUAAAGUUGAAGAGUGGAACAAAAAUCAAUCAGAAUUAAAGUUGAAGUAUUUUAAAGUAAAAAUACCAAUUGUAAAUAGUGAAGGUGAAGAAAUUAUUGAAAAGAGAAAAGCAGUGGUUUUAAAAAUUUCAGACAACCAAACUUCCCUGGAAAUUAAAAGAUGUGCAGCCCCCCCAGCUCAUCUUAUGAAUGAUAUUUCUGAUUUGACGAAUAGUGAUAGUUUUGAGGACAUUGACAACAAUGAGGUUUCAAAGAGAAAUAAAAAAAAGAAAUCAUCAACGGAGAAAGACAUGAAUAGAAAAUUUAUGGAGGAAAUAAUGGAUCAAGAAGAUGAGGAGAGUAGUCAAGAGCAAUCUAAUACACAGGAAACAUUGGAAACGUGCAAUUCAAAUCAUCUACUAGUUAAAAAAAUUUCAAUACUGAAAAAAGAAUUAGAAGAAGAAAAAAGAAUAGGAAAGCAUGCCAUCACAUUUUACGAAAGAGCCAAAGCAGAAAUAAAAAAACUGCAGGAAGACAAUUUUCUUCAGCAAAAGGAAAUUAAGACAUUAAAAGAGACAAAAAUAGAAAUGAAAAAGCUUCAAGAAGAAAAUUGCCUCAACAAAAAAAAAAUAUGUGAAUUGGAAGAGGCAUUAAUUAAUCAAGAAAAUUUUGAUAGUGAAAAUACUUCAUCGCAUAUAAUUUUCUUAAACGACCGUGUUGGUGUCAAUAAAGACAAAUAUAAUCUUUUAAAAAUUUCGACAAGAAAGCCAUCAGUAUUUAUCGGCAAUUUAGCGGAAUUAGUUUUUGGUGCCGAAGUACUAAAAACACAUUCCGUUCACGGCAAGGCCAAUAACAAAUCUAAAGUAACUAAAAAACCGCGACUAGAGGAAAGCAAAUUACAUGCAGUUUAUGUUGGAUUUUCUGAAUGGGCUGAAGAACAAAGAUGGACUUCCGAAGUAUUUGAUAAGGAGUCAAAAUUCUUCUUUAGAUAUAUAAAUUAUAAGAGAACAUCACUUUUAAAUAAAAACAGACAUUUAAAAAAAAAUGUGCCAAAACAAUUAUCAACAAAUCAAGCUGUAAAUGAAGAAAGAAAUAUCGAGUUAGACAGCGAAAUAGAAGAGCAGAACGAAAUAGAAAGAAGGCAGGAAGAAGAACAGAACAACGACGGAGAAGGACAAGAAUAUAUAGAAGAACAUAAUGAAAACUUUAAAUUGCAAAACAGAUUUGACGAAAUAUUUCACAAUGAACUUGAUGAAGAACUAAUUAGAGGAAUGCAAGAAUCAGAAAUGCAUGAAUCCUUUGAUGAUGAAUUCGAAAAAAUGGAACCAGUUUAUCAACAAGAUGGACUGCAAAUUGUUGAGCCAGACGAACAGGAAAUUAUACAAAGAAAAAGGACAGCAAAAUUCGAAGAAAAAGAAAAUUUAUGUAAAAGGCCGCGAAAAAAAUUAUUAGCAGUGGAAUCAAAAUGGCAACAAUUACUAGGCAAUAAAAAGUUGGUUGCCAAUAUUGGUCCCCGUUUAUAAUUGUACUGUUUAGUAUGUACGUGCGUGAUUUUAAAAAAUUAGAAAACUUUGUUUUUCUAAAUACUAUAAAAUAAAGAUCUCAAGAUAAGACUUUUCAUAUAUAUAUAUAUAUAUAUAUAUAUAUAUAAAAUUUUAUCUAGAUAUCUUUAUUUUAAGCAAAGAAAUUAGCUCACGUACCGCACGUACGUACAUCCUUAAUACAAUGUAAAUGGUAUAUAAAUAUAUAUGGUAUAUGGUAUAUAUGGUAUAUAUAAAUAUAUAUAAUAUAUAUAAAUAAUAUUUAUAUAUCGUGUGCGUUUAAUCGACUCAAACCAGGAGAGAGAUUGCGAGUAUCAAAGUUGCUAUGAUAGCAAUUAUUGCUAUUUAGAAAAUAAAAGUUAGGAAAUUUAUAUGAAAUUUGUUUAAAGCUAAGCCCACAAUCUUGUUUCAAUGUCAGUUUGUUGCAAUAAUUGUUAUCAUAGUAACAAUGUUACUCGUACUCCCUCUCCAGGAGUCGGUAAAGUCAUUUUCUAUUUCUUUGUUAUAAAAACGAACUGUCGAUGUAGUAUAUUUUAGUUAAUAAGUAUUACGUAAGUUAUUUUAAUGAAGAAAUAUUUCAGACUAAUGGUGGAUAUAGCAUGUAGUUUAGAAAAUGGUAUAUAAAUUAUACUAUUUUAUCUAACAUUUGGAAAUUAUAUGACAUCUCGAUAAUAAGGCUGAUUAAAAAAUUAAAUUUGAUAUUAGAAAUUCUCUGAUAUUUUUUAUGUUACAUAUGUAAUAGAAAUAACUAAUUUCUAUUUUUUUUAAUUCCUUUUGAGAAAAAUGAAAAAAAGAAUAUAAGUCUGUGAGAGUAACCAAUUAUGUACUUAAACUUAGAAAUAAAAUAACAAAAUUAUUUUUUUGAAAUCAAACAGAAAUAAAAUUAAAUUGAAUAGAUAAAAAUUUAUUUAAAUAACUAAAAAUCUAUUAUAUUAUAGAAAUAAACUUUAAUUAU
Messenger RNA from Leptopilina boulardi, 2785 nucleotides. RefSeq names its product interaptin-like. The coding region runs from base 223 to 1812 and encodes 529 amino acids. The transcript has 9 exons. The record is from RefSeq and is a predicted model, not a curated record. Lineage: Eukaryota; Metazoa; Arthropoda; Insecta; Hymenoptera; Figitidae.